This is a messenger RNA of Mauremys reevesii (Reeves's turtle), 2933 nucleotides long. RefSeq names its product structure specific recognition protein 1 (gene SSRP1). The coding region runs from base 321 to 2423 and encodes 700 amino acids. NCBI's taxonomy places the organism in Eukaryota, Metazoa, Chordata, Testudines, Geoemydidae. The record is from RefSeq and is a predicted model, not a curated record. Gene Ontology annotation, cellular component: FACT complex; nucleus. Gene Ontology annotation, molecular function: DNA binding; nucleosome binding; histone binding. The transcript is spliced from 17 exons.
GCCGAAGCCCCGCUGGGACUCUAUGGUAGGCGUAGUGCGCACGCGCCUGGAGCCCUUCACGGCCGGCGUGAGCCGGAAGGCGGAUGCGGGGGGGGCGGCUUCCGGUGGGGAGGGAGGCUCCGCAUGAGGUGCUUUGCUGUUUUGACACUCACCCUAGCUGCAGCUUCCUCCCCUCUGUGCUACCCCGGGCAUGCGGGACUCGGGAGGGGACUGAAGAACUUCUUCAUCUCUGAAGAGCUUCCUGACUGAACCUAGUUUCCAAAGCUCUCCCAAACCCAUCUCUGGGAGACAGACCCUGCCAGAGUGGGGGAGGGGCCAUCAUGGCAGACACGCUGGAGUUCAACGAAAUAUACCAGGAGGUGAAGGGGUCCAUGAAUGAUGGGCGACUGCGGCUGAGCCGCCAGGGCGUCAUCUUCAAGAACAGCAAGACAGGCAAGGUGGACAACAUCCAGGCCUCAGAGCUAGCGGAGGGCAUCUGGCGCCGGGUGGCACUAGGCCAUGGCCUCAAGCUGCUCACCAAGAAUGGACACGUGUACAAGUAUGACGGCUUCAGGGAAUCGGAGUUUGACAAGCUGUCGGAGUUCUUCAAGUCCCAUUAUCGUCUGGAGCUGGCAGAGAAGGAUCUGUGUGUGAAGGGCUGGAACUGGGGGACCGUGAAGUUUGGAGGCCAGCUCCUGUCCUUCGACAUCGGGGAGCAGCCCGUGUUCGAGAUCCCGCUCAGCAACGUGUCCCAGUGCACCACGGGCAAGAAUGAGGUGACGCUGGAGUUCCACCAGAACGACGACGCCGAGGUGUCGCUCAUGGAGGUGCGCUUCUACGUGCCGCCCACGCAGGAGGAUGGCGUGGACCCUGUGGAGGCCUUUGCCCAGAAUGUGCUGUCCAAGGCAGACGUGAUCCAGGCGACCGGGGAUGCCAUCUGCAUCUUCCGGGAGCUGCAGUGCCUGACACCACGCGGUCGCUAUGACAUCCGCAUCUACCCCACCUUCCUGCACCUGCACGGCAAGACCUUUGACUACAAGAUCCCCUACACCACUGUGUUGCGCCUCUUCCUGCUGCCCCACAAGGACCAGCGCCAGAUGUUCUUUGUGAUCAGCCUGGACCCUCCGAUCAAGCAGGGCCAGACGCGCUACCACUUCCUGAUCCUGCUCUUCUCCAAAGACGAGGACAUCUCCUUGACCCUUAACAUGAAUGAGGAUGAGGUGGAGAAGCGCUUCGAGGGCCGACUCACCAAGAACAUGUCCGGCUCGCUCUAUGAGAUGGUCAGUCGGGUCAUGAAAGCGCUGGUGAACCGCAAGAUCACCGUGCCCGGCAACUUCCAGGGGCACUCGGGAGCCCAGUGCAUCACCUGCUCCUACAAGGCCAGCUCGGGGCUGCUCUACCCUCUGGAACGUGGCUUCAUCUAUGUGCACAAGCCCCCGGUGCACAUUCGCUUCGAUGAGAUCUCCUUUGUCAACUUCGCCCGUGGCACCACCACCACCCGCUCCUUCGACUUCGAGAUCGAGACCAAGCAGGGCACGCAGUACACCUUCAGCAGCAUAGAGAGGGAGGAGUAUGGGAAGCUGUUUGACUUUGUCAACGCCAAGAAGCUAAACAUCAAGAACCGAGGCCACAAGGAGUCCAUGCCGCAGACCUAUGAUGAAUAUGCUGACUCUGACGAAGACCAGCAUGAUGCCUACCUGGAGAGGAUGAAGGAGGAGGGAAAGAUCCGGGAGGAGAAUGCUGAUGACAGCAGUGAUGAGUCUGGGGAGGAGACUGAUGAGUCGUUUAACCCCGGGGAGGAGGAGGACGACGUAGCAGAAGAGUUCGACAGCGAAGUCUCUGCCAGUAGUGAUGGUGGCAGCGACCGUGAGGAGAGGAGGAAGCCAGCCAAGAAAGCCAAGGUUGUCAAGGAGCGCAAGCCCCGCAAGAAGCCAUCAGAGAGUAAGAAGGGGAAAGACCCCAACGCCCCGAAGAGGCCCAUGUCUGCCUACAUGCUGUGGCUGAAUGCCAGCCGCGAGAAGAUCAAGUCAGACCACCCCGGCAUCAGCAUCACCGACCUGUCCAAGAAGGCUGGGGAGCUCUGGAAGGGCAUGUCCAAGGAGAAGAAAGAGCAGUGGGAUCGCAAGGCGGAAGAUGCCAAGAGGGACUACGAGAAGGCCAUGAAGGAGUACAGCGAGGGCGGCAAAUCGGAGAGCUCCAAGAAAGAGAAAUCCAAGAAGAAGAAGCAGCAGCAGCAGCAGGGGAAGGGGAAAGCAGAGAGGAAAGCGGCACCGUCCAAGGCCCUAGCCACGUCCCCCGCCAAGCAGCUGGGCGAGAGCUUCAAGAGCAAGGAGUUUGUCUCCAGUGAGGAGAGCUCUGGUGACAACAAGAAGGAGGACUCGGAGGAGGAGGAAAUCGCCAGCACGCCCCCCAGCUUGGAGGACUCAGCUUCUGGCUCGGAUUAGAGCAACCCCUCCCCCUCCCUUUAGCCCUGCCCCUUUCCUGACUGCAUAGGUCAUAGGUCACAGAAUUGAGGCCUAGACACCCCCCACGCCUCCCCAAUGCCUCCACAUCCCUUCUGCCAGGGGCAUGGGCUGGAGGGGUGACGCGGCUGCUCCGUUGGCUAGAACCUGCCCUACUUCCGGACCUUCCCUGCCCCCUCCUCUCUCAUGGAAUUGCAGGACCUGGGCUGAACUCUGGAGAAAGACAGAGGGUGCUAGAGAGCAGGGGAGGGGGUGCACCCCUCCUUUCUCUCCAUGCUGUGGGAGCCCCCUGUGUUCUAUCAGGAAGCCCUCCCAGCAACGGGGGUGGGUGGGGGUAGCCCGCAGGCCCGGCAGGGGGGAGCUAGCUGGCUGGGAGGGGUCCGUCCCUUGGCCUGUAGUCGGGCUCUAUCGGUGUUUUUUAUGUUCUGUUUAUUUUUGUAUUUCUGAUCUGUUCACGCGGCAAUUGGAUGGAAUAAAAACCAAGUGACUUUG